Molecule: messenger RNA, 1034 nt
Organism: Chenopodium quinoa (quinoa)
Lineage: Eukaryota; Viridiplantae; Streptophyta; Magnoliopsida; Caryophyllales; Amaranthaceae
Exons: 4
Coding region: 438-1034 (198 amino acids)
Source: RefSeq, a predicted model, not a curated record
GUAACUUAGUUCGUCGGUUUAUCACAAAGAAACUUGUGAGGAAACCAAAGAACAAGAAAGGAGGUGGCAGUGAUGAUGAUGUCAACGAUGAAGAGAAACUCCCUUGGAAAAUAUGGCCUAGCAUAUCGAAGGAUGAUUGGGAGGCUUUCGUUCAUCAAAAAUGUAAAAAAGAAGAAAUUGAAAUGAGGGAGCAGAAUUCCAGGAAUGCGUUGCAAAAGCAAUACCACCAUCAUAUGGGAGCAAUGACGUAUGAUGAAUGGAGGGAUACGUGGGUGAGUGAAGGAGUAUACCCCACUGCGCUUCUAGGGUCCUCCACAGCGCCGUCUGACUCCACGACCAGUACUUUGGUGAGUCGUGCUGGGGAUUUCUUUUGCUCUAUGCAUUCGCGGGACAAGAAGACCGGAAAAUGGUCCAUCAAGGCUCCGGAAACCAAAUAAAUGACAGAUAAGCUACUUGAGUACACCGGAGAGCUUGUUGAAGGCAAGCUCGUCCCGACGGUAGAGAAGGAUCCCUUCACCUUGGCUAUGGGAAAACCCUACCAUCCGGGACGGGUAUUAUAUGCUGGGGGGAGCUUGCUAGGAUGGGAGAAGGUAAUGGGUCCCGAAUAUACCAAAUCUGGAAGAUCCGGAGCAAGUGUGAACUCGCCACAGAACUUCGAUGCCACAGUGGCAUCAAUUAAAGAACAAGUGCGCAAUGAGAUGCGCGAAGAGUUCAAUGCAUGGGCGAAGCAAAUGAAUUUGCCGACCUUGCCUUUUUCCUCGACAACACCGGCCGACUCAAGUAGCCACCCACGAAGAGAAGGAGAACAGGAGAUAAAUGCACGCGAGGAGAUUGGUACUCCUUCACAUGCGAACUCAAGGGGGCUUGAUACUCUGACACCUCAUGACUUUCCUAUUCUACAGGUGAUUUUUUACUUACUUGUUUGGAUAAUGAUAUUGGUUUUUGGAUUGUGUUGUGAAAUGGUUAAGUUGGCUGUGAAAUGGUGUUUCUUCGCUGUGUUGUGUUGUUUGUGUUGCUUUAAUUUGUUGAUGUGA